Messenger RNA from Plasmodium gonderi, 882 nucleotides. RefSeq lists its product as hypothetical. Gene Ontology annotation, molecular function: protein binding. The record is from RefSeq and is a predicted model, not a curated record. The coding region runs from base 1 to 882 and encodes 293 amino acids. Gene Ontology annotation, biological process: protein folding in endoplasmic reticulum. Gene Ontology annotation, cellular component: EMC complex. NCBI's taxonomy places the organism in Eukaryota, Apicomplexa, Aconoidasida, Haemosporida, Plasmodiidae. The transcript has a single exon.
AUGAAUGAAGGUAAUAUUUUAUUUUAUAAAGAAAAUGACAUCACUAUCAUAGAAAAAUAUUAUCGGAGUUCAUUCGAAAAGGAUAUACAAGAAUUAAUAAUAUACUAUGGCAUGAAAUUAAUAAAAAAAAAUAUAAGGCGGAAUUCAUUUAUUAAAUGGAGUAUUUACGAACAUAUUUUAAGAGCGUCUAUUGAAUUAAAUUUAAAUGAAUAUGUUGAUAUGUGUUUUAAUAAAUUGAAUGAAAAGUUUGGCAAGCUAGAUGGGAAAAAACUAAAUAUUUUAAAAGGAAUGGUAUAUGAAUCUAAAAAUAAAAACAGAGAAGCAUUAGAAAUUUAUAAGGAUUAUUUAGAGAAAGAUCCAUGUGACAUUUUAAUAAGAGCAAGAAUUGUGAAUUUAAAAAAAAUAUUAGAAAAAGACAUAAAUAAAGUUAUACAAUUAUUAAAUGAUCAUUUAAAGGAGUUCCCAGUGGACAUAGAAGCAUGGCAUGAAUUAGCAGAAAUAUAUUUAACAAAUUGUUUAUAUAGUUAUUCCAUAUACUGUUUUGAAGAAAUUUUAUUACAGCAACCUACAAAUUUGUACAACAUAUUAACCUGUGCAGAAUUGCAUUAUACACUUAAUCAAUUUGAAAUAAGCAGCAAGUAUUUUUGUUUAGCUAUUAAAUUACAAAGUUAUAAUUUAAGAGGAUUAUGGGGAAUAGUCGUUCUGAAUGUCACAAGAUAUUUUUAUAGAAAACCCAAAUCAUUGAAUGAUAAUGUAGACAUAAUUCUAACACAGCAUUGUAUUGAUAGGUUAUACAAUUUAUACAACGAAAUGAAGGUAAAUGUUAUUUUUAAAAAUUCCAUUCUAGAAUACCUGAACGAAUUGAGAGACAUUUUUAAGUGA